Molecule: messenger RNA, 8810 nt
Organism: Antechinus flavipes (yellow-footed antechinus)
Lineage: Eukaryota; Metazoa; Chordata; Mammalia; Dasyuromorphia; Dasyuridae
Gene: PTBP3
Product: polypyrimidine tract binding protein 3
Exons: 19
Coding region: 847-2586 (579 amino acids)
Biological process (GO): mRNA processing; regulation of RNA splicing
Cellular component (GO): nucleus
Molecular function (GO): mRNA binding
Source: RefSeq, a predicted model, not a curated record
AUACUGUACUAUUGGGUGGAAUGUUGACCCUUUCAGGAAUCCAGUACAUUUUUUUUUUCUUUUAGCUACACUAUUCUGUUUCUUUUCUUCUGCUGACCCCUUCUUAGUCUUCUCUAUUCAAUCUUUCUGAUUGGGAUUUUGUGCUUUUAUUUACAUUUUCCUAUCUCAUGCAUCUUCAACUGUUCCUUUUAUGUAGAUAUGCCUCAAAUCUAUGUUCUAAGCUCCUGUCUCAUGCUUUCAAUUCACCAUUUCCUUACUGAUAAACCUCAAAAUCAAGGUACUGUGCAAAAUACUAGGGAUGUCAAGAAAGGUUAAAAACCAGUUCCUGUUCUCAAAGAACUUAGAGUGUAAGGAGGAAGACAACAUACAACUAUGUGCAAGCAAAUAAUUCACAUUAUUUUGAGGUAACCAACAGAGGAAGAUCAGUUUGACAGCUGAACAGAAAGUGGGCUGGAGUGGAGAGAGACCUGAUGCAAAAGACCAACCAGAAGACUAUUACAGAAGUACAGCACAGACUGAAAGACUCUCACAGGAGAUAUGCAUAGAGAUUGUUGGGAAGAGAAUGCUGUGAUUGCAUUUUGAAGGAGAAGGGAGCAGAAGAUAUGGUCAUUGGGGUAACAGAGUAAAGAAAGGGGAUUGGCUGUGGUUGGUGUUGAGUACAACUGGACUCCACAAUGACUGUUGGCAUCCUUGUCCACUGAGGGAUGCUUACAUCAUAUGACAUCACAUGACAAGAAUAUGAGAUCAACUGAAGCCAUACAUACAUUUUGAGUUAUCUUCUCCUCUCACAUUCUACCAAGAUCCUAGAGUGGAGCUGCAAAGAGCUGAAAGUGUGGUGCCUGAUUGAUGCCUGUUGAAUUUUACAGCCGAAACUGCGUUUCUUUUGGAGAAAGCUACAUGGACAUGGUGACGCUUCAGUCCUGGGAACCUCAAAAAUGGGGUAUUUUCUUUGGGCAUGAAAGGCCUGGGCGGGGAUCUGACGAGCUUCUUUCUUCUGGUAUCACUAACGGGCCUUUUACCAUGAGCAAUUCGACUCCAGCUACAGCUAAUGGGAAUGAUAACAAGAAAUUUAAAGGAGAUCGAUCUCCCUGCUCUCCUUCUCGUGUUCUCCAUCUUCGUAAAAUUCCAAAUGAUGUUACUGAAACAGAAGUCAUAUCAUUAGGUCUACCAUUUGGCAAAGUAACCAAUCUCUUGAUGUUGAAAGGAAAAAGCCAGGCAUUCUUAGAAAUGGCUUCUGAGGAAGCUGCUGUUACUAUGGUGAACUAUUACACUCCAGUUACUCCUCACCUCCGAAGUCAACCUGUUUAUAUUCAGUAUUCUAAUCACAGAGAACUUAAGACUGACAAUCUACCUAAUCAAGCUAGAGCUCAAGCUGCAUUGCAAGCCGUGAAUGCUGUCCAGUCUGGAAGUCUGGCCCUCCCUGCAGCCCCAGGCAAUGAAGGUGGAGUUCUUCCAGGGCAAAGCCCUGUUCUUCGAAUAAUUGUGGAAAACCUCUUUUACCCUGUUUCUCUUGAAGUACUCUAUCAGAUUUUUUCCAAGUUUGGAACAGUCUUGAGGAUUAUCACCUUUACAAAGAACAAUCAAUUUCAGGCCUUGCUUCAGUAUGCUGACCCACUGAAUGCACAUUAUGCCAAAAUGGCUCUGGAUGGCCAGAAUAUCUAUAAUGCAUGCUGCACUCUGCGAAUUGACUUCUCCAAGUUAACCAGCCUUAAUGUGAAGUAUAAUAAUGACAAAAGCAGAGAUUUCACUCGCCUUGACCUUCCUUCUGGUGAUGGCCAGCCAUCCAUUGAUCCUACUAUGGCUGCUGCUUUUGGUGCACCUGGUAUAAUUUCCUCACCAUAUGCAGGGGCUGCUGGAUUUGCCCCAGCCAUUGGAUUUCCUCAAGCUACAGGUCUUUCAGUUCCAGCUGUUCCUGGAGCUCUUGGUCCUUUAACCAUCACAACCUCUGCUGUCACUGGAAGAAUGGCAAUUCCUGGGGUUCCUGGUGUACCCGGAAAUUCUGUUCUGCUUGUCAGCAACCUCAAUCCUGAUGCUAUUACACCACAUGGACUUUUUAUCCUGUUUGGGGUGUAUGGUGAUGUACAGCGUGUGAAGAUUAUGUUUAAUAAGAAAGAAAAUGCUUUGGUUCAGAUGGCAGAUGCAAAUCAAGCUCAACUAGCCAUAAACCACUUGAGUGGUCAGAGACUUUAUGGAAAGGUGCUUCGUGCUACUCUGUCGAAACAUCAGUCAGUCCAGCUUCCUCGUGAGGGCCAAGAAGACCAAGGUUUGACUAAGGAUUUUAGCAAUAGUCCUUUACAUCGUUUUAAGAAGCCUGGGUCUAAGAACUUCCAGAAUAUCUACCCACCAUCUGCCACCCUGCAUCUUUCAAACAUCCCACCUUCAGUUAUGGUUGAUGACCUGAAGAAUCUAUUUACAGAUGCUGGAUGUACAGUCAAAGCCUUCAAAUUCUUCCAGAAAGAUCGCAAAAUGGCACUUAUCCAGUUGGGAUCUGUGGAGGAAGCAAUUCAGGCACUUAUUGAGCUGCAUAAUCAUGAUCUUGGAGAAAAUCACCACCUCAGAGUUUCCUUCUCAAAGUCAACAAUUUGACUUUUCUGUGAACUUUCCUUUUAAGACUGGACCACAAUUUCAGUAAAACCUUCAGACAGAGACUGAAGCAGCUUAAGACGAAUUCUGCCUCUUUUACAAAAUAUUGAAUUAAACUCGCUGAGUUUGAUGUUUGAGUGUAUUCAUACACAGUAAAGAAUCAAGGGAUUACCUUUUUUUUUUCCCAUUAUUUUCUGUCAGUAUGUGGUAUAAAAGGUUAAUUAUUAUUUCUCCGCACCAGAGUUUCUGUGGAAAUAUUCUAUAAAAAAAGGAAUUUUUUUUUUUUCAAUCAGAAUGCCCUGUGUUUAAGUUCUCUUUCAGAGGACAGCCUUUUAGUUUUGGGUCCAAAUCAAGCUUACACAACAUUUCCAAAUUCCUUCAUGGUUUGAACUAUUUAAAAUAUCAGUACUUUUAAAUCAGUGUAAGCAAAAAUCCAUAUAUUUGUCUCUGAUUAGAAAGUGUGAUUCGUGGUCACUACUUUGUGACAUGUGAUAAUCAUUUCAAAGGCAAAUUGAAAGACUAAUGUCUCAAACAUGAAUUUCUAAUUAUGAAUUUUUUUAUGAAAAACAACUGAUCUUUUCCCUCAUUUAUUGGACUUUUCUGAAUCGUUUUUAUGUUCUUAAUUUUAUUAUGAAAGUAAGAUUUUUGGAGAAAGGCAGUGCCUGACUCUCUUCCCCAAAUCAAGUUGGAUUGAGAUAGAACCAAGACCUGUUUAUAAGAUUAAUUAAUGUUUUUAUUGAGUAAAAAAUCAUGUUUUAUCUGAAUUAACAAUAAUAUUUUCCCCAUGAAAUGAUGUGUAUCUGAUUCUGGAAAAAUUAAAAGGAAAAAAUAGUCCUGAUUAAAAACUACUUUUUUACAUUUGUUUUCAGAUAAUAAAAAAGUUUACAGUCUUAAGGAAAAUAUUCAGGUCAAUCAUAUGGUUUGACAGAUUUUUUAAAAGUUAUUUUUGGUAAGGUCUUCUUUUAAAAGAAAAAUUUAAACCUCAAGGGUUUUUUGUACCACUAUAAUCUAAUACUUAAAUCAAAAUUACUGUGUAUUUACUUAAUUUCUUAUUACGUGCCUUAUUAUGUGCUUAUAAUGAUACAAUAGCUUAGAGUUUUAUCUAAAGUAUCUUGAAAACUGUAUUGUGGGCUUGGUAAGAGAGAUUUUUUUUUUCUUUUUGAUCUUUAGGAUUUAAAAAGUUUUCAUUGUGAUUUUAAAAAUAAUUUUCAAUAAGUAGUAGUCUGAAUUCAAAUUUUUGGUGCUUUGGUGCAGAAAUGGGGUGGGGUGGGGUGGUUAUGGGAUUGGUAAUAACUAAGUGCAUACCCUGUAGGCCUCUUCAAAUUUGAUCUGGUAGCAGUUAGUGCCACUUACAUAAUUUUUUUUUUUUUUUUUUUUUUUUUUUUUUUUUUUUUUUUUUACUGUAAAGCAUGGUCCCAAUUUAUUGAUCUUGUGUACACCCAUCAGAAUUUGUCUCAGGAUUCCUUGUUUGUUUAUUUUUUCCCUCAGUACUAAAGAAAGAACUUGCUUUUCUUUGCUAAUAUAGCUUCAUUAUUAAGUGCCCACAUAUUUGGAAAGUAAGGGAGGAUUGUAUUGGGAAGGGUGGGGGGGAACUGUCUUCUCUUUGUUUUGUUGAAUGUAAGAGUGUGUUUUAAUGUUGCUUCAAUAAUUAUGUAAUGUGACAUUUGUUUCUAUAUAUUAAGCAACUUUUGGUUAACUAUUACUUUGAUGCUUGAUCAGAUUUUUAAAAGCAUUUUUCAUUUUUAAGAAGUCAUUUUUGUGUUAGCCCUUUUUACUUAUUUCAGGUUUUAAGAAUAGUCUCAGUAGUUGUGGUUCAUCUCAGUUAUUCAUUCAGUAUGUUUCCUUGCCAUUACACCAGCCAUUAAUUUUAAUGCAGUGAUGAUCUUGUUAGAAAAACUAGAUAAAAUUUCUUAAUCUUUCUAAUAAAAUUCUGAGAUUGAAAGAAUUAUGAUAAUCAAGCAGAAACAAUUUAUUUAGUCAUUGAUGGUGAUUAAACUGGUAGAGUAGGAGGGAACAUGAAGUUACCAUGAAGAGGACCAUGUUAGCAUUCGUUGAAUAGGCAGCCUUAAUCAUAUGACCUGGUGUGCUUUUUUACCGUUCGGACUUUUUUUAUGUGUCACCUAUUGAAUGGUAGAAAAGACAAAAAAUUCUUUAGAUAAUAAACUAGAAGUUUUUUUGUGUUUUUUUAAAAUCCAUACAGUACUUAGAGUUUCUUUAUUCCAUGGCAUAUAUUAAUUGGAAUAUUUUGUAUUCCACUUUUGGUUAGAAAAUAUCGUAUGACUUAGCAAACUUAUUCUCAUAAGAUAGUCAAGCUAAGUGCGGCAAAGGAAUACUGAUAGAAGAAGGCAGAUCAUAAUGGAGUUGAAUGUAAUUAUGAAGCAGGUCUUUAAAUCUGAGAGAACAUUUGAAUCCUUAUCAGGGACUUUGUGUAUAUAUGUGUAUGUAUGUAUAUGCGUAUAUAUUCAUACAUACACUAUUCUGAUAUUGUAUAUACAUAUGCACAUAACAUUUUAAUUUAUUGACAAAGAAAAUUAAUCUAAAUUAAGAUUUGGAAGAGACAUGUUCAUGUAUAAAAAUAGGGUGUUUGGAAAAAUUCAAUUUGUGUCUAAAAUUAGCCCAAGUAUGUGGAUAUUAUCCAUUUGGGGGCUUGUUGUUUGAAUUAUAGAGGUCUACAGUUUAUGUGUUGGCACAGGUUUUGUAAAAGAAAAAAAUUGGGUGGUGGGAAGUCAAGAUCUGUGUGCUUUUUUAAUUUUGGCAUGCAUUUAUUCUCUAUCUUAUAAGCUUUUUUUAUUUUUGCUGUUGAUCUGUAGUGUUAAUUUUUGAAGUUUAUGUACUUUAUUUUAAAAGAAUAUUAAAUUACUUUUGGAGGUCUCUUGGCUUUUAGAUGAAGUGCAGAUGCAGAUUUCAAAAAUAGCAGUACAUUUAAAAUGCAAUUCUGUGGCUAUUUUAAAUUAGGCUGAAAUAUAAGUUCUUGUUUUCUUAGGAGAUUAAAAUAAUUCACUAGUCUGCUUUAAAAAAAAAUAAGAGGAGAACAAAAUACAAAUCAAAAAAAAUUUUUUCCUGAUUAUUUUUCCCUACAAACAACUUGUUGGAGAAGAGCAGAAUGACCUGAUAGCUCCAUUGUGAAAGUCAGUAAAAUGUUGGUUGUUGAUAACUUUUUCAAGUUUACAAAUGACUGAAAUUGAGGUUAUAUUGUUUGAAGAAAUUUGGGCUUUUUAUGACAGUGCAUUUUUCCAAGAAAACUAAAUUGUAGAGUUAUUAAGAAUUGAUAUUCAUUAAAGGGAAUUUCCUCACUUGGAGUGAGGUGCUACAAUCCUGUAGCAAAGAAAUUGUAUCUGAUUCAAAAAGUGUGUCAGUGACUCCAAAAAAAAGUUUUGCCUUUUUUAUAAAAAAACUUGACUCCAUUUUAGUGUGUGUCUUUUAAAUGCAUGACUAACAAAUUCAGGUGAAAAAAUUAAAUAGAUUCAAGUAAUGUUCUUAUUUGAUAUAACAGUCUAGUAUCUUAAAUUUGAGUAAGAAUGGAAUAGUCUUAUAGAUCUUUAUUACUUUAAAAAUGGUACUUGGAGAACACUUAUGAAGCAUUUUUAAAAAUCCAUGAUUUCAUAAGUGUGGGUACUCCCUCCAAUGAUGCAGGUCAUAAGUGUUACGACCUGUGCCUUAGAAGUUGAGUUGGCAUUGUUGCCCUCCCCUGUUCUCUCCCGCCUCACCAAAAAAGAAAAGAAAAAGAAGCACUUGUUGGCCAGUGAUGGAACUAAUCUUGAUUGGAUUUCAAAUGGCAGCUAUGCUGGAUGACCACAAGUGUUUACUUGAAGCUGUCCCAGCUUGGUAUUUAGAUCCAGAAUUUGUGUUUUCAUAUAUAUAACCUUAGAGAAUCCAAGAUCACUCCUAGAUCUUUGAUGAGACAAUGGAAUAGGAAGGAUUUCAGUAGAGACUUGAAAAUUUUUUUUAAAAAUGGAAUUUAGUUUGGUAUUACAAUUCCAUUUUCCUUCAGCAUUUUAAAUACCUUUCGCAUAUAAAUAGAAUAAAAGAAAAUUAUGUAAACUAUCUAAAAGAGCUAUCAUGAUUGAAAUAGUAAUUAUUUUAGUCUUGGUGUUUCUGCUUUGACUUAACAUUUUUAUUAUUUUAAAAGUUAAAAUUAGAAGUUGAAUCUCAAAGCUUUUGCAAUUUUAAUAUAAUUUUUCAUGAUUCACUCAUGAGUGUCUUUGCAUUAGCCCCAUUUUAUGUGCAAUGAUUUUAAAUGAUUGGUGUCUUUGAGCCUCUAUAGUUUAAAGAUGAAAGGGAGCCAUCACUGUUAUGCGCUGUAUUUACACAUUUUUUGGCAAACAAACUCAAAAUAUCAAUGUCUCUAAGGAAGAGUGUAACAUUAUAGUAGCAGUUUUGUUUUUGUACGUUUGUUAAGUUUAUCAUCUCAUCCUUCCUCUAAAUUUGACCAAAAGAUGCUGAGAAUAUGGACUACUCCCUAUGAGUUACACUUAAUAAAAGGUUUGCCAAAUUUUCAGUUCAUCUCCUGAAAUCCCUUCUGUGUACUGCUAUUUUUAAAACUAACAUAUGAGAAUAUACCUGUGCUUAAAGCCAUUUUUGUUUGCCUUUUCCUUUGUCUUGAUCUGUUGUUAUCUAGAACAAAACUGCCAGACUUAAAAGUUUUACUGUUGUGCUGAAAGAAAUAUAAUUCAGAUUGCACAGGGGUUUUCCUUUAAACAAAAAUUUAUUCUGCUGUCUUUUAGAAUAUGUUUGUAAUAUACAAGACUAUUUGUAAUCUUUUUUUUCAGAGCAGAAAUUCCUAGCAUACUAGGAAUUAUGAAUUACUAGAAAAAAAAUUGAAAAUAUACUAUUUGACUUGGGGGGUUUUUGUAAAGGGGGAAAAAACCAACAAAACCAGGACCAAAGUUUAUGUGCCUUCAGUAGUCUUAAUUGUCCUUUUCCCCCUAUUUCGCACUUAGUCAAAUUCCAUAAACUCUGUAUUAAUAUAGCUUUUUAAAAAAUGUUGGCCCACUGACUAUCCAUACAUGCAAAGAAUUGUGACUUUUUAAAUGAGGUCUCAAUUACUCCUUUGCCUUUACCAUAUUCAUUUUAUAGCAUUGUGCAGGAAUCUAGGAAUAGAGCUGCUUCAAAUCUUUGUAGUGGUCAUGGUAUCUUUUCUAAUUUGGGGCAUAUGGCCUAGUGGGAUAAUGGACUAGUCCAGUGUCCUUAGAGAUGCUAGCUAUGCUCAGAAGCUUCUUUCCAACAAACUUAGAUCAGCACUGUAAACUUUUUUUUAAAGUUCUUGGAUUUCUGCAUUGUUUGUAAUAUUAGUGAAUAUUUAAAUAGUUACUUUCAUACUGUCAUUUUAAUCACAUUCCAGUCUUGUUUGUUGUUAUUUUUUUUUUAACAUUGUUACCCAAAUCCUUCAAAGGUUCAUCCCAAAUCCGUAGCAGCACAAAUCAUAAAGAUUGCUGACUAAGCAAGUUCUUGCAUCAGAAUGUCACCUCAUUGCUCUGACCAAAGACUGUUCUGGUUUUACUGAGACAUUCUGUUAAAUUUCCCCACUCUCCUCCAAGCUCCUUUCUGAAAGAAGACCCAAUGCAUAGUGGCCUUUUCUUUGUAUUUUCUAUUUGGUGAAUGGACCACUUAGUGAAAAAUGGGAGUUUAAAUGUGAACAGAAUGAUUUGCGUUAAAAGUAAGGGAUAAUGGAUUAUUUUCAGUACUGUAUUCAAGAAAUAAAAAUAGCACAGCUAGGAGCCUCUGACAUUCUAUCGUGUUUUACAUGGUCUGUUCAUAAAAUUCCCUUUUUCAGUUUGUAAGAAUGUUCAUCUAACACAAGAAAAUGCUGUAAAUAUUUGUAACAACAUUUUUUUACCUGGCAAAAAAAAGGUUUUUGGGAACAAGUUAAAGUAUAAAGUGGUUUUAUAUAAAAACAUCAAUUGUCUUGUAUAUUUUGAUAAGCAACAGUACCAGCUUUCAUUUGUAAAGCAGUUUGUGGCAUUGGAGGAAAAAAGGAUUCCAUGUCUGUUGAAAUGACUUAUGUUAUAAAUGCAAAGAGAAGAUAAAAUAUUAAAGAACAUAUUUUCUAACUGCGUAGUGCAUGGUUAAUUCAAGCUUCUGUAUACUACAGUAUAUUCCAUUUCUCUUAAGUUUGUGUAUUUGCUGAUUAUUAUUACUUGAUUAUCUAUACUUAACUCUUUUCCUAACAACUCUAGUGUUGUAGCAUGCCUUUUAAUAAAUGUCAUGACAUCUGUACUCUCUUAAAA